AUGCAGCCACAUUUUCAAGUUGUAUCGGCUAAGAGGCAUAUGUCUUCUAUCCGGGCGGAUUUUGCGAUGGGUGCUGCCAGCAGCUCCGUGGAUGUUGCGCGGAUGACGGACGAGGAGCGGCAGCCGCAGGAGGUGGAGGACGAGCGGGAAGGGGAGGGGGACGGGGAGGAGGACCGAGAGGGGGACGAGGAGGGGGAGGAGGACGGGGAGGAGGAUGAGGAGGAGGAUGAGGAGGAGGAUGAGGAGGAGGAUGAGGGAGACGAGGAGGAAGAAGGGGAGGGCGGGGAGGAGGAAGAGGAGGAGGAGAGCACGGCCGCGCUGUGGCGGCGGUUGUGUCGAACGGUGCGCAUGCGGUGGGCGGGCGGCGAUGGGCGCAACCACUGCGACCGCCUGGCGGAUGAACAGGCAAGGCUCGGCAGUGGGGGCGCGGGGAUGCACAUGCAGCGGCGACUGGUGGACGUGCUGUCGCGCCUGGGCGCGCUGGACCUCACGCGCGCCGCUCUCACGUGCCGCCGCUUCAAGCGCCUCUGCCACCAGGUGCGCGUGAUAGACAACGCGGGAGACAGCGUGAUAGAGGUGGCGAGGAUGCUGCGUGUGCUGCCAGGCAUCCUGGGCACGGCGAAUGUGGUGCGCCUGGUGAGCCCUGACAACGAACGAGACGCUGCUGCUGACAUCCGAGCCAUGCGCGCUCACGGCUUCCCCCGCCUCGCUGCUGCUGCUGCUGCUCAUACCACUGCUGGUGUUGCCGCUCCUGGUGCUGCUGGUGGUGCCCUUGUGCAUAGCAGCAGCAGUAGUGGUAGCAGAUCUGGCGGUGACGGUGUUGCUGGCAGCGAGGGUGUGAGUGGGGGAAGAGGCUCUGGGAAUUUGCGAGGCGGAGGAGCGGGUGAGGCAUGCGCGGUGAGGAGUAAUGGGGGUGACGCAGCAGCAGCAGGAGCGGCAGGAGCAGCAGAGGGAGCAGGAACGUCCCCUUCACAGGCACGCACGGAACCAGUAGAGCGAAGAGGAGGGUCCCAGGGAGGGGUACAGGGAGGAGAGGGCAGAGGUGCGUACGUGUGGGGAGGCACGGAGCUGUCGUGGACCAACCUCCCCUGCCGGCACGUGAAGAGCGUGGGCAUGUUCCUGAGCCCAUCGCUCACGUCGCUCACACUGGGUGUGGUGCACGUGCGGCGCCACAGCCUGCCCACCAUGGCUGUGGUACAGGUGCUCCCGGACUCGUGCCCGCGCCUGCGCUCCCUGCAUGUGACUUGGAGCUGCCUGCAUAAGGAGGAGCUGCUCGCUGGGUUUAGGGAGGAGGAGGAGGAGGUGCAGGUGAGGGCGGGUCCUGCACUGUUGUGGGAUGAGGAUGAUGGGGAUGGGGACGGGGGUGGGGGUGGAGAUUGGGAUGGGGAUGGGGAUGGGGAUGGGGAUGGGGAUGGGGAUGGGGAUGGGGAUGGGGAUGGGGCUUUUGGUGAUGGUGAUGAUGGUGGGGAUUCUGGUUUGAGUGGUAGGGAGGGCGAUGAGAGAGAGGAAGGCGGGGUGUCGUUGGAUCAGGAGAGUGAGAGGGUGGGAGGGGAGGGGGUGGGUGCGGAUGAGGAUGCUGAUGGGGAUGAUGAGGCGGGGCGGGGGAGGGAAGAAGAGGAGGGUAUGUCCGUCCCUUUUACUUUGGGGUCUCUUGGUGGUGGGGAUGGCGAGGGAGAAGUGUAUGCGGCAGACGGUACAAUGCAGCAGCGAAGGGCGCAAGGGGAGAUGGCACAUGAAGGGUUGGAGGGCGCUGCUAUGGCGAGGUGUCAGGAGCAGGGAGAGCAGGUGGAGCAGGGGCGGCAGGGGGAGCAAGAGGGUCAGGGGGGACAGGGGGAGCAAGGGGAGCAGAGAGAGGAGGGUGAGCAGGGGGAACAGGAAGAGCAGGGGGAGCAGGGCGAGGGGUACACUGGUCUUGCGGAUGUAGGAGCAGGGGAAGUGGGGGUGAGAAGUGACGGAAUAAGCGCCGUUGAACGUCUCCUCGCGCGCUGCCCCUGCCUGCAAUCCCUGCGCCUGCCAGGCGUUGUAGGCGCAGGGCUGGCAGGUGGGCAUAAAGAGUUACAGCGGCUGGACGUGACGCUCGUGUUUCACGUGGCCACGGCGCUGCCAGUGCUGGAGCGGUGUGUGCGUGUGUUCCCCAAGCUCACGCACCUGCGCAUGGCCACGCAGCUGAAUGCGCUGCCCGGGGAUGACGGGUCCCUGGCUGACGAUGGUGGCGCCACUGAGGUGCUCGCUCCUGCUGAGUACGUGCCACGGGGGUUGGGUGUGCACCUGGCGUGGUGUGAGUCUCAUGCUUCAUCUGCUCAUUCUGUCUGUGUGCAUGCAUGGCAGGUUCCCUUUCCGACAUCACCUCUCCUCCCCUCUCCCUGUUUGCCCGCCAAUCUCCUCCCGCUGCAACACCCCAGGUCACAGCUACAGGAGGUGGAGCUGGAGAGCUUCUGUCUGCCGCUCACCAUCUUCCCCUUCUCCCUCCUAACACCCAACCGGCCACCCCUCCCCGUUUCCUCUCUCAUCCCCAGCUCGCAGCUACAGGAGGUGGAGCUGGAGAGCUUCUGUCUGCCGCUCACCAUCUUCCCCUUCUCCCUCCUAACACCCAACCGGCCACCCCUCCCCGUUUCCUCUCUCAUCCCCAGCUCGCAGCUACAGGAGGUGGAGCUGGAGAGCUUCUGUCUGCCGCUCACCAUCUUCCCCUUCUCCCUCCUAACACCCAACCGGCCACCCCUCCCCGUUUCCUCUCUCAUCCCCAGCUCGCAGCUACAGGAGGUGGAGCUGGAGAGCUUCCGCCUGCCGCUCACCAUCUUCCGCUUCUCCCUCCUAACACCCAACCGGCCACCCCUCCCCGUUUCCUCUCUCAUCCCCAGCUCGCAGCUACAGGAGGUGGAGCUGGAGAGCUUCCGCCUGCCGCUCACCAUGUCCCUCACCCUGCCCCGUGUGCGUCGCAUCAAGCUCUACCGCGGGGACGUGCACGCCUUCUCCCCACCGCCCUCCCGCACCCUCACCCUCGCCUGCCCUCUCCUCACAGACCUCGACAUCGACUUUCUCAUCUCCUCGCCCUCCCUGCACGCCCUCGCUGCCUCAUCCCCCCUCCUCCGCAUCCUGCGCGUGCGCCACCCUCCUGCUACUGUCCACUUAGGCCCCGCCUGGCAGCACCUGCGGGAGCUUUUCCUGGGAGGGCUCGGGGAGAACUACGGCGCGCGGGAGAUCUCCCUCGCGUGCCCGCGCCUGCACCAAGCAACAGUCGCCCUGGGCGUCUCCCACACAGACAAGCUCUCAGUAGACUGCCCUCUCCUGCAGGACUUCCGCGUGCUCAGCUUUGGUCUCGACGCGGUCCUCUGCCGCUUCCACUGCCCGUCCCUGCGCUCGCUCGCCCUCGGGGGCAUCGACCCCGGGCCUCUCGACAGCAUCGGGCGCGGGUGCCCGAGCCUGCGCAGCCUGGAGGUGUGCUGCCCGAAAGCCCACCACGUGGUACUGGGGGAGGAGUUUGCACAACUCGAACGGGCGUCCAUAUCCGGGCUCGGCGUGUGCCGCACGCUGCAGGUGCACUGCGCGCGCCUCACCUCCCUCACAGUCUACUGCACCUGGUCCGCACCCUGCCUGGUGGAAGCCACGGCCCCCUGCCUCACGCACCUCAACUUCCGCGCGCGCCCGGCUGAGUGGGACCAGCCCGUGCGCUUCACCCUGCGCUGCCCUCAAAUAGUGAAACUCGAGCUACCCUUUGUAGUGGCAGAUCUGGCCAGCCUGGGGGGCACGUGCCCGCGGCUGGAGCAGCUGAGUGUGGACUAUGUGGCGGGGGGGGUGCUGCGCGUGGGGCGGGAGUUCCAGGCGCUGCGUGUGCUCAAGGUGGCGCAUGCGCUGGCUAGUCUGCAGGACCGCCCGCUGCCGCCCAUCUCCGUGGUGGACGUCUGCUGCCCUCGCCUCGUCACGCUCGUGUGCGGCGACUCUCCCUCGUCGCCAUUCGCCGCUGCACGAUCCACUCAUGCAGCUGAGAGGCAGAGCAGCAGGCGUGUGAGCUACUGCCGCAUUGAGUGCCCGGAAUUGGAUCUGCUUGACCUCGGCGUCCUCCCCCUGCCUGCGCUCCACUCCAUCGCUGCUGCCUGCCCCAAGCUCAGAGUGUUCCGGGCUGUGGGUCCCCUGGUUGACUGGCGUGUGCUAGGCGCGAGUGGAGGAGGGCAGGUUGACGGCAGGAUCUGCAGAAGGAGGAGGAGCAGUGUUGCUGGUGCAGCGGAUGUGGGUAGGGAGAGGGUUGGCGGCGGCGCAGCAGGUGUGUGUCAGCCGUUGUUGAGUGAGGCAUGUGCUGCGAUGGGGCGGCGGGGGAAGAGGGCGAGAGAGAGCCAUGGGGCUGGUGAGGGGCCGUUUGGGGAGACACCUGAGCAGAGGAGCAGGCGGGGGAAGACAGCAACAGGUGCGGCAAAAGAGGGCGGGUCGGAUGGUCAAAGGGGGGUAGACACAGUGGAUGGCAGUGGAGAGGGGAGACAGGUGAUAGGAGGCGUGGCUGGUGAGUGCCAUGGUGGGGAGGAGGGCAGGAAAGUGGAGGAUAUCGGUCCGCGUGGCGGAAACACUGACUUGCACAGAGUUGCAGAGCACGUGGACAGGCGCACGCAUGGCUCGUCUCCUCCCAUCAUCACUCCCCCUUCCCAGCCAACCCGUCCUGUGUCAUUCUCUUCACCCACCACUCCCCCUCACCACCCACCCUCCCCACCCACCACAACCCGUCCUGACCACCACGCCUCGCAUGACCGUCCCCUGCCGCGUUGUGUGUGUGCUGCCAUCCAUGUGGGAGCAGCGUUUGAGUGCCUGGAGCACCUCUCUCUCACACUCCUCGAUGCUGCCUUCGGAGCACACUCAGGCCACCCCGUCCCACCGCCCUCGCCCAUCCCCCCCCCAUCCUCCUGCUUCCCACCGCGCACCGGACUGGGCCUGGGUGUUUCUGCAGGGGUUGGUGGUGGUGGUGUGCGGUUUGCUUCGGCGGCUCUGUGGCCUGUUGGGGGGUUGGGGAUGGCCCGUUCGCGCACCAUCAGGCAUGGCCGUGUGCCUGAUGUGCCGUUGGGUAGGGCGCUCGUGAGGGAGAGCGUGGGAGAGAGGUCUUUCAGGGAGAGAGAAGACAGGGUGGUGGGUGUGGUGCGUGGGGAGAGAGGGGCUGGAGGGGAGAGGGUGGGACGUGAUAUGGAGCUUGGGGGUGUGAUGGAACGUGGGGCGAGAGGUGGGGAGAGGGCUGGUGAGGAGAGUCAGGAAAGGCGAAGAGUGAGCGAGGGAGGGCGGGAGGCAGGCGGGGUGGGAGAGGCGGUGCAGAGUGGUGCAGCAGGCGAUGGGGUGGGUGGUGUGGGGGAGAGGGCGCCCGAGAGUGGUGGCAUGAGUGGGGGCUUGCAGGUGGGAUCAGGGCGUGCGAGUGGUGAGCAUGCUUCGGGUGGCCUUUUAGAUUCCAUGCAGGGAGGAGCAAGUGAGGCGAGGGGGACAAGUGAGACGAGGGGGACAGGUGAGACAAGGGGGACAGGCGAGACGAGAGGUGCAGGGGAGGCAAGGGGGGCAGGGGAGGCGUUGGAAAGGAGUGCAGUGGAAGGAGGUGGUGAUGGGGCGGUGGCAGCGGUGGCAGUGGUGGCAGAACGGCAAGCAGGCAGUGCGGCAGCAGCAGGCAGUGCGGCAUGGGUGUCUGGGUUGCGGCGAGGGCAGAGGAGGCGAGUGGCAUGGGUGGACGAAGGUGGGCUCACAGGGGGGAGCAGUGCUGUGAGCUCACACGGAGGAGUGGGUGGGAGGGGCGCUUCAGGGCGUGCAGAGCGCGGGGGAGAGUGGGGGCAGAGGCGAGUGGAUGAGAUCGGUGUGGGAAGGCUUGGGUUGGUGGAUGGAGGGGAGAGGCGGGCUGAGGGAGUGGAGCGUGGUGGUGGGGAUAGUGGAGGGGUGCGGGAGUGGGAUGACAUGGAGAGAGUGAGGGACAGGGGGGUAACAUGGCGGGGAGUCAGGGCAGAAGAAGCAGAGCAAACAGGUGCACGGGGAACGCAGCAAGGAGCAGCAGGAGCAGCAGCAGGAGCAGUGCUUGGGAGGGGUGACGUAGUAGGGGCGGGCGCAGGGCACGAGGCAGGGCGGUUGAUGUGGGGGCGAUCGAGUCAGCUAACGGGCAUGUAUGGGCGCAUAGGCGAGCAAUUCACACGCGCGGUCAGGCAUGUCACCCACACUGCUGCUGCUGCUACUGCUGCUGCUGCUGCUUCCGACGAUGCAGGAAGGCACACGGAAGGAGAGAGGCCGAGGGAAGGGAGGGGAUACGGAGAAGGGGAAGGGGUAGGAGCGGGGAGUAGAGGUGCGGGGGGAGGGGCGGCGGUGUUGGGGGCGCGGGAAGGUGUGGAUGGGGCAGGGGGUGAGGGGGGUGUGGGAACGGUGGGUGAUGGUGGUGGUGGGUGCGAGCAUGGCCUGGGGAAUAGUGACUGCAGGCAUGCAAGCGGCCAUGGGGACAAUGGCAAGGGCAGUGGUGGGGGCAGCAGUAGGGGAGAGCGUGAGUGUGCACGCGUGUGUGUGGACGUUCACCUGUGCUGCCCGCUGCUGAAGCAUGCAGAGGUGGCGCUGUGUGUGGGGCGACUGGGGAAUGUGCGAGUGCAGUGCCCGUCCCUCAGGAGCUUGCUGCUCGUGCAUGGCGAUAGGGGCGCGGGAUAUGUGGCAGGUGGUGGGGGGAUGGUGUGUGGAGGGGAGGGAAGGGAAGCCUUUUCCUUGCCAACCCCCCCUUCGUCUUCAUCGCAUCCCCCGGCCUGCGCCGUGCCGUCGCUCACGGCAUGCCUGCCAUCGUUCAGUUUCGGAGCAGCAUGUGCGGUGGUGAGAGAGGUGGACAUCUCCAAGUGCUGGGGGGUGCCCACCAGAACUGCCCCAGGAGGGGAGUUCCCUCGCACAGGCACUGCACCCGGCAGCAGGGCAGGAGCAAGCAGGCUGUGGGGCAGGGGGAUAGGGAGUGGGGAGGGCGGCGGGGUGACGGGCAGUGGUGGUGGGGGGAAUGGAGCUAAGGGGAACGGGGAUGGCGGGGAAGGGAGGGAGAGUGGGGGAGGGGAGUGUGGGUGGGCGGUGGUGUUUGGGCCGGAGUGGGCGAGUCUGCAGAAGCUGCUGCUGUGGGAGGUGGCUGCCUCGUCUAUUACCGUUGCCUGCCCAAGACCACGACUGCUGCCUCCUCUCCCCCGCAUUGCACCAGCCCCGCUGCUCACCCGUGCUGUCAUGGUGGCUGCGCUGCCAGAGUGGGCGCUGCUCUCCACGCUCUCACCUCUACUAGGUCCAGCACUGGAGCACAUGUAUGUCGUCUCGCAACUCUUGAAGGACCCUGCAGGGCUGGAGAGGGAGCUGGGUGUUCGGGCUAUGGGGUCACACCAUCACAUCUUUGCAUCCCACGUCCUCACACGGGCUCUCAAUGAGUUUACUGAUCUCUUUGACCGCCGCGCCUUCCACACGCUGUGA
Closterium sp. Yama58-4 is the source of this 7419-nucleotide messenger RNA. NCBI's taxonomy places the organism in Eukaryota, Viridiplantae, Streptophyta, Zygnematophyceae, Desmidiales, Closteriaceae. The record is from the annotation of a GenBank genome assembly.